Molecule: messenger RNA, 1108 nt
Organism: Orbicella faveolata
Lineage: Eukaryota; Metazoa; Cnidaria; Anthozoa; Scleractinia; Merulinidae
Source: RefSeq, a predicted model, not a curated record
UUGGAGGAAGUGCAUGCUGCCUGCUAAUACGGCGUGAUAGUUAUUUGGGGAGACGCUAUUUUAGGACAAAUGGGGCUGGUGGGGAGAUUCCAGCAGUAAGUUUCUUUAUGAGUGGCUUGGUUAAAUCAUGAAAAAGAAAAAGUAACAGGCAAGCACUGUUUUAAAUAAGUACUGCUCGGUGGAUUUAAAAGAUGGGAGCCCUUAUUGCUAAGAAUCUGGUAAACUGGCAGUCCCUACAGGAAAGGUUGGAUCUUUUUGCUGUGUAUCGACUUAUCCACCUCCGUGAACAAAACAAAGGACCACCACCGACAUGUUCUUAUGAAGAACAGUACAUUAAGGUUCAUCGAUCCAUUGAAGAACAGCUAGAGUAUUAUCUUGGAGUCAUACACAAGCAGCUACAACAGAAUGUUGAUCGGUUCUGCCAGGAGCCAUUUUCAUUGAUAAUGGAGAAAUCCUCUAUUCCUCAUCCUGCUGCAGGAAAUGGUGUUUUUCUGAGGGGUAGUGCUGUUCCUGGCAGUUUUAUAGGAUUCCAUCCUGGAUUAGUGUACUUAGCAAAAGAUGUUCGAAAAAUGCUCAACUAUCCCAAUAUCAGUAAAGACAACUGUUACUUAAUGUCACGCUAUGACAGCUGCAUACUUGAUGCCAAGGAUUUUAAUACUGAUAUUCAGUUGCCAUGUGGAAAGAGACUAAAUAAUCCCUUUGCAUGUGGACAUAUGAUCAACCAUCCUCCACCAGGUAAGGGUGUUUGUUAUGUGCAUGUUAACCAGGUGUCCAAUACAAAUUGUUGUCUCAUGGUACAUUGCUUAAUCAAAACCCUUACAACAAUUUUGUUACAUUUUUUACACUUGUGCACCUUGGUCCUAAAUGUAAGCUAUACCAUGCUUGCUUUCAUAAACUCCUGGUUGCUUCUAUAAUCAGUGUUAGCACUCUAGCAUAGAUCCUUCUUUGAAGAAACAUGUUUUCCCUGACUUUUAAUUAUGAACUAAAGCUCCUGUCUUGGAUAUCCUGGAGUCUUAAUAAUACACAUUUCUACCAGAGUGGGAAAAGAGUUUUGACACAGCCAAGGGAGCUCACGAUCGCUGUUGUAGUAUGACUCCAGGGUACAAGU